CUACGUGACUUGGACCUCGUAUGUCUGAUUCAACAAGCAUAUAUAUAUAUAAGUGCGGAGUUCAGCAAACAUUUUAAGAAGCCGAACAAUUGUGCAGGAGCUGAAGAAGAGUCUUUGACCAAAGAAAACAAAAUGUCUGGAUUUUUCAAGAUGCUGAAAAAAAAGAAAGAACUCAUUCCUCUUAUUGGAAUUAUGACGUUUGCAGCAACAGGAGCCACUUCUUUUGGUAUUUAUUUCUUGGCAACAAAACCAGACGUAAUUCUUUUUAAGUCGCAAAAUCCAGAACCCUGGGAAUCCCUAGAUCCCUCCAAGCCACAGAAGCUUUUAACUAUUAAUCAACAGUGGAAACCAGUGGAAGAAGUACAGAUUGUGAAAGGGUUGAUGAAGUGAAGUCCUGCUGUCCGUCCAUCCAUCAGUUCAUACAUUCAUUCAACCCCCUACCCUCUGCCUGCACCCUGUCAAUCUAACGGAAUCAUUUCUGCACAGACUAGACUCAUUGAAAAACCAGUGUGCGGAAAUGCUUCUGCUACUUUGGUAGGGUUUGAUCACGGACAGGUCUGUCAGCCUCAUAGGGUUUGAAACUCGAGGACUAACAUCAACAGCGAUCACCGCACAACAACAGCAAUCGCCGCACAGCUGGGAAGAUAAGAGGUUAGCUGCGCAUAAAACGCUAUUCAUCGUUUGGCAUUGUGUUAUUGGUUCCAAAUAAACAGUAAUAUUUUGAACCUCUUA
Polyodon spathula (Mississippi paddlefish) is the source of this 732-nucleotide messenger RNA. RefSeq names its product normal mucosa of esophagus-specific gene 1 protein-like. The record is from RefSeq and is a predicted model, not a curated record. Lineage: Eukaryota; Metazoa; Chordata; Actinopteri; Acipenseriformes; Polyodontidae. The coding region runs from base 133 to 390 and encodes 85 amino acids. The transcript is spliced from 5 exons.